AAUUUGAACCGAGCGGUCAACGUUACAGAGUUGUGCAUAAGCGUUGUGACUGAUUUUGAUGUCAUUUGUGCUUCGAAUCGCAAUUUAUUAUAGUUUUGAUGUCUUUCUAUUAUAAAAGAAAAUCACUGAGGCAUUGAGGACAAUUGUUUAAGUUAACUAAUGAAGAUGGCAGCCUCUGUAGGGAUGAGCCCCCCAGUAGACCCAGGAUUUUCACUGCACUUGCUGACUUCAAAAAAAAUUAAUGAGUGGACACUCAAUUUUGAGACUGAUCAUAUGAAAUGGUUGGAUGAAAUUCUAAUUGUUGCCAGGGAGACCUUUAGCAGGACAAAAGAACCAGAGUUGCUUCCUAAAACACCAUCUGUAAAGAAUAAAAGAAGGCGUGUUAAAACUAGGAAUAGUUUUCAACCUGGAAAAAUUGAAGAAGCAUCUACACCACCUGCCAAGAAAAGAAGAGAGACAAGCAAGCCAUCAAGUGGUGAUGAGGAUAUUGUGCAAGUUUCAGAAAAUGAGAAAGAUUCCCAGAAAUCCAUGUCAAGAAAAAGAAAAUCCAUGCGUAGCAAAAUUGUGGUGGUUGUGUCACCAUCCAAAGUGGAAUCAAUUGAAGAAAAAGUUGAGACUGUACCAGCUCCUCAAGAAAAAGUGAAUGUUUCAAAAGUUGUUGAAAAACUAAGUGUACAAACUACUACCUUUUCUACACCGACACAAGAGGAAAGAAAUACUCGGAAUACUCAGCGUAUUGUCACCAAGACUGUGCGGCAGAGAAUGAAAGCACAGUUACCAAAUGGACAGAUGUCUACUCCUCUACAGAUGGCUAGAAAAUUAAGAACUCGUAAUCAGAGAACAAAGCUAGGAAGUUUGAGAAAUAAAAAAAAAGAAGCCAUUUCACCUAGUGUCACUGUAGAACCAAAAAAGGAGGAAGAGGUUGCAGUUAGUGUAUUGGAUAUUGAGAAAAAGAGCAAUUGGUCACCUAAGGUAGAGCUGCGUCACAUGAUAGUUAACAAUAAAGUUAAACAGUUGAUUUCUAACCAUGAAGUUAUGAUUGCUAGUUCUUCCGAGGAUGAACUCUCGUCUCCUAAGCGAAUUAAAAUUCAAAAAGAAAAGAAACCAGAAACAGAGAACGUGAAACAGCAAGAUGGAGAAGAUUCUUCUUUCACAACCAUGGAGCUUCAGAAAUCAGAUGAACCCCUGACUACGGAUGUGAAACAGAGAGAUGAAGGUAAUACAGAAGAGAAAUCUCUCUUUCCACCUGUCUCCUGUGAUGAAAGUGAGAGUUCAAAGCAAGUGGUAACUAGUAGUGAUGAGACAAGUGGCACACAUCAUUCAGGAACAUCAGGUGGGGAGAACUGUGUUGUAACAAAGGCAAAAGAUUGUGCCUCAAGUAGUGAAGUGGCAGAGACGCUUUCAGAAAGUGAAGAUAUUUUUUCUGAAGCUGUUGUCACUUCAUCUCAAGAUGAAAACAAUGGGAAGAGUGAAGUUUCUGAACUGACAAGUGAUGUUGUCAUGGUAACUGCCAGUUCUGAUGUGAAGACUGAGACUGAUGAAGAGAUUAAAAAGUAUGAAGACAGUCUGGAUGAGACUAAAAAUGUUGAGAUGGAACAAGACAGUCUGGUGGAGGAAGCUCCAAGGAGACAGCUUCGUUCAACUUGUCCUGUUAUAGAAGUUGUUGAGAUUGAAUCCGAGAAAAAAACCAAGGCAGAGAGUACAGGCACUAAAACCAAGAGACUCACAAAGAAACGUAGCAGUGUGAGAAUCUCCACACGUGCUUCUAAGGAUGUUACAUACAUGGAAGAUGACAGCUUGAAUGUAGAACCUCAAAGACGACAGCUACGCUCUAUGUCAGUUGCUCCUACUGUUGAAAAUGAGGAGACAGAUCAAGUGGAUAAUAAAAAACGUCCAAGCAAAGCAAUACGUACCAAGCAGAGAAAAGGAAGGAAGACUAGUAAAAGAAAAUCCAGUAUGUCUGCUAAACGUACCACUAGAUCUAGAAGUAUUAUUCAAGUUAUUGAAAUCCUCUCAACAACAGAAAGUGAUGGUGAAAAGGCUGAUGAUGAAAGAAGUCCUCACAGAAAGAUUCGUCGUUCUGACCCAGAUAAAGUUGAAGUUGUGGUGUGUGGUUCUAAUAGUACUAUUGACUUAUUUGAAGACAGUUUGGAACCAAGUGGACAAACUCAAUCCCAAGAAGAGGAUCAUGCUGUUAGAGAGCCUUUUAAGAGACCAGCUGUUGAGUGCACAAUUGAGGAUGCAGAGGACAGUGUUUCUUGUUAUAAAAAUGCUAAAUUACAACAUUCGUCUCCAGAACUACAGAGGCAUGCAUCUAAUAAAAUCACUUCACCAACAACUAGCAGUGAUACUGGUCACAGUAAUGACAGUGAAGCUUAUAGUAUUUCUCCAGUCUCUGCACCUAGAUCAAAGUAUAGACAUCCAGCUUCAUUCUUGAAUGCUCUAACUAAAACACGUAAAGACAGUGGCAAUUAUUCUACUAAUAAUGGGCUUAUUACAUCAUUUAUCAAGAGAAAUACACCGAUUAAAGCUAAAUCAAUAAAGGAACGACAGAUAGAAAUUAGACAACAGAUUGUAAGUAAACAAAAGAAAGAUGAUGAGAUUCGUAAGAAGAGAGAUUUGGAAAGAAAACAUAGACUUGAAGAACAGAGGCUCAAACGUGAAGAAAGAGUGAAAAGAGCAGCAGAGGCAAGAGAGCGACGUAUUCAGGAGCAGAGAGAGAAGGCUCAGACAAUUGCAGAAAAAUAUGAACAGAAACAAGCUCUAACAGAGAAAGCCAGGGAAGAUAAGAAGAAAGAAGAGCUCAUCAAGAAGAAGAUAUUCAACAAAAAGAAAGCUGAGGCUGAGGCAAGACGGAAACAUGAAGAAGAGACCAGACUGCAGAAAUUCAGGGAGCAGGAAGAGGAACAGAAAAAACACCAAGAGAUGCUAUUGAGAAAGAAAGAAUUUGAAGAACAAGAAAGAUCAAGAAAACUGGAAGAAGCAAAGAAAAAACAAGAACAAAGAUUGGCUGAACUAGAAAAAGAGAGAGAGAAAGAAAUUCAGUUGAAGAGAGAACAAGAACUAGAAAAAGAAAGAGAAAGAUUGCGAUUGAAAGAAGAAAGGGAGCGAAAACGUGAAGAGGAAAAGAAGAGAAAAGAAGAAGAACGACAACAACAGUUGGAAAGAGAGCGGGAGAUGAGAAAAGAAGAAGAAGCUCAGCGGUUAAGACAGGAAAAGGAAGAACAUGAAAAAGAAGAAAGAGAGCGUCUGAAAGCUAAUAUCCUUGCCCAUAAUACAAGUAAAAAUGUAUUGAAUACAACAGUGACAUUAGAGUGUGAAUCCUAUGAAAUGACACCAAAAAGAGUACCUAAACCAGCAAGUGAUGAUAAUUACGAUAUAUCUGAUCUAAGAAGUGAUGACGAUACUGAUGAUGAUGAAGCCCCAAGAAAGAAAAUACCUAAAUGGGCUACUGGUAAGAUCAUUUUAUUUUGCUUUACAUUGUACUUAGUAAACACAGGUCUUGAACAUUAUUAUUCCAUUUAUUCAAGCAUCACCCAUUCAAUAUCACAAUUAACAGGGAUGAGAAUUUUCUGCGGAUUCACGAAUUUCUAA
Molecule: messenger RNA, 3594 nt
Organism: Saccoglossus kowalevskii
Lineage: Eukaryota; Metazoa; Hemichordata; Enteropneusta; Harrimaniidae
Biological process (GO): meiotic spindle midzone assembly; metaphase chromosome alignment; mitotic cytokinesis
Cellular component (GO): midbody; meiotic spindle midzone; chromosome passenger complex
Source: RefSeq, a predicted model, not a curated record